AAUGCUAUUAGAAAGAUGGCAGCGAAGGCGAGGAUUUUCGCUGGUCUUUUUCUUAUUUGCAUUGUCCUCCCUUUGCUGGCCUCAGCAUUUGUAGAUCAUCUACCUGAAGUUGGCCAAGUAAACGAGUCCGAUAACAAUGAUGUACCGAUCCAUGUUAGUACUGUCGCUCACUUCAGCGAAAAGCAAGUUAAGGAGGCAUUGAUAAGAAGGGCAAAGGCAGUGCAUGAUCUGUGGGCAAAUUUUCGUUAUAAUGAUAAGAAAGCUGCACCCGAAGAAGAUGUUGCACCUGUAACUCCAACGCCUGUUGAUCCAACACCUACACCUACACCUGUGCCUGUUAACCCUGUUCCAAUUGAUCCAACACCUGUGCCUGUUAACCCUGUUCCAGUUGAUCCAACACCUAAUCCUGUGCCUGCUAACAAUGUGCCUGCAGGAUAUCCGGGAGCAACUCAAGGGCCGCCUGUGGCGAUGGGAUAUGGGGGUGCACCUAUAACACAAAAUCCAUCAGACCAACAAACUGUGCCUGAACAGCCAGGUGCUGCUCAGAACCAUCCAACACCGGAAGAAAUUAAGGAGAAUCGCAAACAUGCUGGAUUACAAGUGGGAUUUUACGAUUACACUUGCCCGAAUGCUGAGAAGAUUAUUAAGGAUGGAAUGACCAGAGCUUUUGGGAAUGAUUCCAGCAUGGCUGCUCCAAUUCCACGUCUUCUGUUCCAUGAUUGCUUUGUCAAUGGAUGUGAUGCGUCUCUAUUCUUAGACAAGACACCAAGUGGUGCAAGGGUAGAGAAACUCGCCCCCUCCAAUGGUGCAACAGUUAGGGGAUUUGAACUCAUAGACGAGAUCAAGGCUGAGCUUGAGGCAGAAUGUCCUGGCAUAGUCUCAUGCUCUGAUCUUUUGGUAUACUUGUCAAGGGAUGCCUUUGUUGUAUCAGGUGUCCCUUACUACGAUGUGCCUGGUGGACGUCGUGAUGGAAUGGAAUCCCUUGAAGCAAAUGUUCUUGGAAACCUCCCACUUCCUGAUAGUACAGUGGACAAGAUGAUUGACCUGUUUAAAAAGAAAGGUCUGAAUGAAGAGGAUUUGGUUGUCCUAAUUGGUGCCCACUCCAUUGGAGUAGCCCAUUGUUUCAGCUUCCGUUACAGAGUGGAUGAUCCAGUGAAGGCUACUAUGGUAGAUCCAAGACUCGCUGGAGUUAUGAAAUUCACAUGUACCAGCCCAAUGAGUACUCUGGCUUUUGAUACCACCACACAGUACAAGAUGGACUCCAUUUACUACAAACAGCUGUCGGGGAAGAGAGCAUUGCUUGAAUCUGAUGGACUUUUGAAUGAAGAUCCCAGAACAAAGGACUUUAUCCAGAAGUUUGGUGACGAUGAAAAGGGAUGGUUCACUAAGUUGGGUAAGGCCAUGAACAAGUUGGCUUCAAUACAAGUGCUCACGGGAGACCAGGGGCAGAUCAGGAAACAAUGCCGGUUUGUCAACUAAAAACUGGAUAUAAGUCUCUAACAUGCAUCAAAAUUGAAUUGGUUCUUCACUUCAUUUUCCCCCCUAAAUUUUCCAUGUUUUACUUAGAAGCUCAUAGGACCAAUUUAACAAACAUACAGACGGUGCAUGAGGGGUGUAGGUUGCUCAUCUGCAACAAAUUAAACACUAUGUACAAAGCAAUUUUUUGUCUGAAAUUAAAUCAUA
Molecule: messenger RNA, 1683 nt
Organism: Solanum verrucosum
Lineage: Eukaryota; Viridiplantae; Streptophyta; Magnoliopsida; Solanales; Solanaceae
Product: peroxidase 39-like
Exons: 2
Coding region: 16-1479 (487 amino acids)
Biological process (GO): response to oxidative stress; hydrogen peroxide catabolic process
Molecular function (GO): peroxidase activity; heme binding
Source: RefSeq, a predicted model, not a curated record